Molecule: messenger RNA, 2463 nt
Organism: Grosmannia clavigera kw1407
Lineage: Eukaryota; Fungi; Ascomycota; Sordariomycetes; Ophiostomatales; Ophiostomataceae
Product: sterol O-acyltransferase 1
Exons: 3
Coding region: 1-2463 (820 amino acids)
Biological process (GO): ergosterol metabolic process
Cellular component (GO): endoplasmic reticulum membrane
Molecular function (GO): ergosterol O-acyltransferase activity
Source: RefSeq, a predicted model, not a curated record
AUGGCCCCCGACGGGUCUAUUGCAAUUAUCACUGCCGCGUCCAGGCGUCCUACCGCGCUGGGCGAGGCUCUCCGUGCGGCUGCGGCCGCCGGGGACAACACGACAAAUACAGGCACCAACAGUUCUGACGUGUCCGUCGCUGCGUCAGACAGCCCCAGUGAGGAAGACUACGACGAGCUGACAGCCGGGCCACCCGACCCAAUGGUGCUGCGCCAGCGCCGUCAGCCAACGCAAUUGCGCCACGAGGUAGCGCAGGAGGAUGGUGCUGGAGAUAAGGAGGACCACACGGGCAAGAGUGGUGGCGUACGCACAGGACCUGCGGCCGCUGGUGCUUCGUCGACGCCGCAGGUCUCAUCCGCUGCUGCUGCGGUUGCUACCGCCACUGGAAUUGCUAUAAAUUCUGUGUCUUCGUCCUCGCGGCCGCGGCACGGCGGUCGCAAGCUGUCGGCAACAGUUAUCUUUGAGGAGAUCAGCCCGGCAGUCAGGGCAAGGCUGUCGGGAGCGACGAAUGUAAUUAACUCGUCAGAUCUGACAGAGUCGACCAAUGGCGAUAUUGGUGGUAACGUCAGCACAGGCGACAGCGCUGUGGACGUCGAGUUCAAGGGAGAAGCAGGAAGCAACGGCGGUGCGGUUGUGAACGGCGCAGCGAACAAUGCACCGGUAGUUGACGAGAUCGACGCGCCCGGGGACAAAACGAGCGGACAGAGCUUUGUGAUAUCGAUCGACGACCCGAAGCUGGCGGAGAUGCUGCGCGAGGACCUGCAGCAGAUGCGUGAGGAGCUGGAGGAGCGGCGAAGGCUAAAGGAAGAGGAGGCAGAGGAACUGGCUGCCGGACCAACGGGGACUGGCAAAAAGCGACCGCAGCAGGCGAAGCGGCGGCGACGACGGGGUGACAAGUUUCGCGACUUUGUGUUUACGCGCAAGUUCUCGGCUUUUGACCGGCAGAACGAAGCGGCAGCGAACAGCCCAUACCAUGGCUUUUUUGCGCUCUUCUGGAUAUCAGUCUUUCUCUUUAUCGUCAAGAUCGCGGCAGAGAACUGGCGCAAUACGGGCAGCCCGCUGGGAACAAACGAGAUCAUGGCCACCAUGUUCCACCGCGACGUGGUGCUCAUGCUGGCGUCAGAUGGCAUGAUGUGCGCGCUGACGGGCGUCAGCUGGCUGCUGCAACGGGCCAUCCUGGCCGACUGGCUUGAUUGGGACGGCGCCGGUUGGGUGCUACAGAACGCCUGGCAGGCGUUGUUCGUGGCCGGCUUUGUCGGUUGGACCCAGCUGCGCGAGUGGCCCUGGUCACACACCGUCUACUUUGUCCUGCACGGUCUCGUCAUGUUGAUGAAGCAGCACUCGUACGCCUUCUACAACGGCUAUUUGUCGACCAUGUAUAAGCGGCAAGCCUCACUGCGGACGCAGCUGGAGCAGCUCGAGGGGCGGCAAUUGAGUGGGGAGAAGGACGAAGAAGGCGCCCCGGCCGUCAGUGAGGGACUAAACGGAAGCGAUGAAAACAGGCUGGGGGAGAAGGUCGCUGAUGCCCCCACCACCUCGCUCGCCUCGCUCGCCUCCAUCCCUCCGCUAACCCCCUCAGCCAAUCCGGAGGCAGUUGAACGGGUGGUGGCAGCACUGCAAACGGGCCGGCCGCUGGACGACGAUCAGCAGCGCGUCUUUGAGCGCAUUCUCCGUUGGGAGAUGGACAGCCUGACCGAGGAGCUGCGCGGCAAGGCCACACAACCCGAGCGGGCCUACCCCCACAACCUUACGGUUGCUAACCACUACGAGUACAUUGUGCUGCCGACGCUGGUCUACGAGCUCGAGUACCCGCGUUCCGACACCAUCAGCUGGCGUUAUGCGGCCGAGAAGCUGGUGGCUUGCUUCGGCAUCAUCUUUGUCAUGAUCAGCGUCUCCCAGUCAGCCAUCUACCCGGUGGUUAUGCGCACAGUCGCCAUGAAGGAGGACGGCAUCCCACUAGCCGAGCGCUUCCGCGCCUUUCCCUGGAUGAUGAGCGAGCUGAUAUUUCCGUUUAUGAUGGAGUACCUGCUCGCCUGGUAUCUCAUCUGGGAGACUAUUCUCAAUUUCCUCGCCGAGAUGACUUAUUUUGCCGACCGCAGCUUCUACGCGGCCUGGUGGAAUUCGGUUACCUGGGACGAGUUUGCCCGCGACUGGAACCGCCCUGUCCACCUGUUUCUGCUGCGCCAUGUGUAUCAUAGCUCCAUCUCCGCCAUGAAGGUCAACAAACACACCGCCACGCUUAUUACUUUUUUCCUGUCCGCCUGCAUCCACGAGCUUGUCAUGUGGUGCAUUUUCAAGAAGCUGCGCGGCUACCUACUGUUCCUGCAGAUGUGCCAGCUGCCGCUCGUGCGCCUGAGCCGGACAACUUUUUUGCGCAAUCGCAAGACCCUGGGCAACGUCAUGUUUUGGCUUGGCCUCUUUAUGGGGCCGAGCAUGCUGUGCAGUCUCUACCUGAUUCUGUAG